AAAGGAGUCAGUGAAGCAAACAGCAGUCCACAGACACUGCCUCCAGGUCACUGGAAAUUAGCACACUUCAUUAUUUUUCCCUGUGUCUCAAAGAAGAUAUAAAGAUGUUAAAGUUGUUGAUUCCAUUGACCUUUCUUCUGUGCACAAUGAGUUGUUCACCUGUUUUCAAAUCCCAGCACCGCCUUGCAGAUAAGUCAAGCAGCAAAAAGUUUUGGCCAUGUCGUCCUGUUCACAAAGGCGCAUCACAGCAACAAAACUGGGGUUUCCCGUUCCACUCUUCAUACAGAUUUACAUACCAACCUGGACAGGGUAUUGUUCUCUAUCAGCGUCCUCUAUGUCCCGUAAAACGUGUUCAUACUUCAACAUCAAGACCGUGCACCAAAAGGACCAGAGCCAGACCAUGGAUUUCAACCAAGAUGACUACGUUGCGCACUAGUAUGACAUCGGUCUUACCAACACUUUCUGCUAUUCCCUUAACUACAGGCAACAUAGCAGUUACAACAACCGCAUCCAUUACAUCAUCAACACCUGUGGCUGCCACCACUACAGGCCCUACUACAACCACACCUCCUACAACAGUGUCUACUACAACCACACCUACAAUGGUGUCUACUACAACCACACCUCCUACAACAGUCACUACAAGUACAACUAAUGGAAGGGGGGAUAACAGAAAAUGAAUGUAUUAAUUAAAAUUAUAAACCUAUCAAGAUGAGUACAACCCGAAUGCUGUCUUCUGAUUGGUUGCUGUAGAGGGCAUUAACUGUCAGGAAAUGCCCUCAGAAUGUCCACACAACCAUCACCGAUAAAGUACAGUAAGGUAUCAAUCCGCCAAAAAGAACAUCUAGUAUAACUGUCAACUGAUAGAAGCACAACAUAAAAAUGAAAGAAAAAAAACACAGUAUAAGAUUCUUUCAGAAGCUGAUGGACUCCAAAGCUGUGAAAUAAUGGCUAUAACAGGACACAAAAACGAAUCCUCUAUAAAAAAAAAUGACUGGGCUCCAUCUCUAUCCAACAAACAAGAAUGGUCUUCACAUCUUUCCAAAGUCCUAAUUUCUGAAAUUAUUAACGUCCACCAGCCGUCAAUAGUUGACAAUCAGCAGCAGCACAUUCAAAACCCAAAGCCUCAAUGCUUUGCUCCACCCCCAGAAACCUUAGCCCCGAACAUACCCGCUUGAAAUGAAUACAUUUUAAAACAAAUAAAAACAAUUAACUUUACAAAAGAAAUAACUACAAUAUUUAAAUUACUCAUUUAAUUAUUUUCUUUUGGUAAUAAAUUAAUGUGUUUAAUAAUACUGUUAGUUAUAGAAUCAGUUUGUUAUAUUUAAAACUGUUCUUUACUAAUAGCAGACGAAACACAACUGUCUUUUGUAUAAAUGUUUUCCCUGUCUUAAGUAAAUUAAAAACUAAACUGUAUUUAGAUUUUUGAAUGUUUGGUGUGUUUGUUGAGAAAAAAUAGUUUGCUUCACUGUUCACAAGAGGAAUUAUACCGUCAAAGAACCGAUGCAGUAGCACGGGAAAGGAGCACUGCAGCACACAGAAAAAGAAAAAAAAAGGUUAAAAAUCUUGAUGUUAUUGCUGUUAAAAGUCUAAACGGUUUAUAAUAGCAAUAAUGACCUCCAGGCAGGGAAUUUCCUGGCCUGCCUGUCGGUCACUAUUGCAUAAUUAGAAAAUGAUUCAGUACUGUCACCAAAUCAGCGUCCAGUUCUAGCAGACUCUAAUAGACGAUAGAUGCCCGCUGGGAACGUCUCAGCACCAGCUGUGAAUCAAAUUUAAAAUCAAUCCACGCAAGAGCUGGCUUUUUCUUUUUGACUUCUUGUAUUUUUAUCUAUUGGACAGUAAAUACUAAACAAAGACAUAAUUGGUCCAAAUGAAUUUUAUUAUCCACCAAAACCAGCCAAUCAGUACUUUGCAUCGACGAAAGCAACCAAUCCUGUACCUGCAACUGCCAAGAUCAAUCACAGACUGUCAGCUCGACUGGAGCACAUCUUUCAACAACACCAUAACGAGACCAGACAAUUCAGUAAUAUUGCUCCAUUCAUAUAUAGAUUCAGGAGAGAAAGGCUUUGGCUGAAAGUAGAAACAUGGUGAGUUAGGAGGCAUUUUAGAGUGGUAUUUAAUGAGAUAUUGUAUUUGUAGUUCAGACUCCAUCGUACACGGACUGUUCAGUAAUUGCUCCUUUCAUUCCUCAGGCAAUGUCCAGAUUAUAAAUAAAC
This is a messenger RNA of Acipenser ruthenus (sterlet), 2216 nucleotides long. RefSeq lists its product as uncharacterized. NCBI's taxonomy places the organism in Eukaryota, Metazoa, Chordata, Actinopteri, Acipenseriformes, Acipenseridae. The transcript is spliced from 7 exons. Bases 105 to 680 code for a protein of 191 amino acids. The record is from RefSeq and is a predicted model, not a curated record.